AUGGCAGCUCCGAGCUUCGCCACAGCGCUUUAUGGGCACGUGGGCCACGGCGCCUUUGCCAAUGUGUAUGAGUCCGCGGAGGAUACGUUCCUGCUGUUGGACGCGCUGGAGGCAGCAGCCCCAGAAGUGACAGGAGUGGAAAUAUGCCUUGAAGUAGGAUCAGGGUCUGGAGUGGUAUCUGCAUUCCUAGCCUCUAUGAUAGGUCCUCAAGCUUUGUACCUGGGCACUGAUAGCAACCCUGAAGCAGCUUUCACUCUGAAAACAGCACACUGUAACAAAGUCCACAUUCAGCCAGAAAUUACAUACUUGGUAGGAGGUCAUGGAGUAGAAGCAGCUUGGGCUGGUGGCAGAAAUGGUCGGGAAGUCAUGGACCGAUUCUUCCCACUGGCUGCCGAUCUUCUGUCACCAAGAGGAUUAUUCUAUCUAGUUACCAUCAAAGAAAACAAUCCAGAAGAAAUUUUGGAAGCAAUACAAGGAACUGUUGCACUUCCCAGACAAGCAGGCCAAGAACUCCUUUCAGUUCUGAAGUUCACCAAGUCCUCACUUACAGUGUAUGCUGUGUAUUAUGCUGGAUAUGCUUGGAGAACCGGGGUCUCCGCCCAUCUGCCACCCGCAUCCCCUGUGGCGCGCGGUGGCGCGAUUGAGGCCUGGCCCUGCCCCCAGGCCCUUGUCCCCGGGGCGCCUCGCAAGCGGGGACGUGGGCGGCGGGCCCAGGGCACGGGUUGGGGAGGCAGCUGGUGA
This is a messenger RNA of Lutra lutra (Eurasian river otter), 741 nucleotides long. RefSeq names its product methyltransferase N6AMT1-like. The record is from RefSeq and is a predicted model, not a curated record. Lineage: Eukaryota; Metazoa; Chordata; Mammalia; Carnivora; Mustelidae. Gene Ontology annotation, cellular component: eRF1 methyltransferase complex. Gene Ontology annotation, molecular function: protein methyltransferase activity; S-adenosylmethionine-dependent methyltransferase activity.